This is a messenger RNA of Paramuricea clavata, 375 nucleotides long. Lineage: Eukaryota; Metazoa; Cnidaria; Anthozoa; Malacalcyonacea; Plexauridae. The record is from the annotation of a GenBank genome assembly.
AUGGUAAUUGAGACACUCACAAACGCCCUCCGUAAAGACCCGAAGAUCGAAGGAAUAACCAUCCCAGGCAGCCCAGUUGAAAGUAAGAUCUCGGUCUAUGCGGAUGACGGCACCCUGACACUGAAAGACGAUUUAUCAGCCACAAGAGCAUUCGACCAGAUCGAAAGAUUCGAACCGGCAAGCGGCUUGCGGAAAACUGAAGGGACCUUUGUCGGCCAGCAAGUGGGCAGACAGCAUGGUCCAAUUCCUAUUGAGUGGAAAAUGGAGUCAGUGCGAGUGUUGGGGACCAAUAUAGGACACAACAUGCAACAAGACUGGGAGACACCCACCACAAAGAUCGAAGAGACUCUAGAGAGAUGGUCGAAGAGACUCUAG